Messenger RNA from Pistacia vera, 4480 nucleotides. RefSeq names its product probable LRR receptor-like serine/threonine-protein kinase At1g67720. Bases 158 to 4318 code for a protein of 1386 amino acids. Lineage: Eukaryota; Viridiplantae; Streptophyta; Magnoliopsida; Sapindales; Anacardiaceae. The record is from RefSeq and is a predicted model, not a curated record. The transcript is spliced from 28 exons. Gene Ontology annotation, molecular function: protein kinase activity; ATP binding; protein binding. Gene Ontology annotation, biological process: protein phosphorylation.
AAACUCAUGACUUCAACUCAUUCAUUUUCUCUCUGCUAUUAAUCCCUCUUUCUUCCUUUGCAAUGAAUAUAGUUGAAGGCUCUUUCAGCAGGAGUCGUCUUUAGUGACUCAGUUUCAGUGGCAGCAGCUUCCGUAGUGAAUCAGUUGACGACACGAGAUGGAGAGACUACUUUUGUUGUUUUUGUUUCUGAUAUUUGAUGUUCUUCUCAUCUUCAACAACUCCGCAGCUCAGAGGCCAGGUUUUGUGAGUUUGGACUGUGGGGGUAAAGGAAAUUUCACUGAUGAACUAGGACUUCAGUGGACUCCUGAUGAUCAGUUUUUGUUUGGAGAAACAACGAAUAUAUCUAUUGCAAAUGAGACUAGGCAGCAAUAUUCGACACUAAGACAUUUUCCUGCUGAUUCUAGGAAGUACUGUUAUCAGCUUCAUGUUAUUAGAAGGACUAGGUAUCUCAUAAGAGCAACAUUUCUGUAUGGUAAUUUUGAUAGCAAUAAUGUCUAUCCAAAAUUUGACAUUUCCCUUGGGGCUACUCAUUGGUCUACUAUUGUCAUUUCGGAUACUACUACUAUUGAGGUGCGAGAACUUAUAUUUUUGGCUUCAAGCCCUACAAUCGAUGUUUGUUUAUCAAAUGCUACGACUGGGCAACCAUUCAUUUCUACCCUUGAGCUUCGGCAAUUCAAUGGUUCAGUUUACUAUACGCCAUUUGAAGACCGCUUUUAUCUAAGUGUUUCUGCUAGAAUAAAUUUUGGUGCAGAUAGUGAAGCUCCAGUUAGGUAUCCUGAUGAUCCAUUUGAUAGAAUAUGGGAAUCUGAUUCUCUGAAGAAAGCAAAUUACCUUGUUGAUGUUGCUGCUGGCACAGUGAAAGUUUCAACCAAAAUGUCGAUUGAUAUUACCAGUGAUUUAAUGCCACCUGAAAAAGUGAUGCAGACUGCUGUAGUUGGUACAAAUGGAUCGUUAACUUAUAGGUUGAAUUUGGAUGGUUUUCCUGGCUUUGGUUGGGCCUUCUCCUACUUUGCUGAAAUUGAAGAUUUGGAUCCAGAUGAGUCCCGGAAAUUUAGGCUGGUGCUCCCUGGCGAGCCUGACAUUAGCAAAGCUAUGGUUAAUAUCCAAGAAAAUGCUCAUGGGAAAUAUCGCGUCUACGAGCCUGGAUACUAUAACAUAUCUCUCCCCUUUGUGUUAUCCUUUAGGUUUGGGAAAACAUCCGAUUCUUCAAGGGGACCACUUUUAAAUGCUAUGGAGAUAAACAAGUAUCUGGAGCGGAAUGAUGGUUCUGUAGAUGGGGCAGUUAUUGCAAGUGUAAUUUCACCUUUUUCAUCAGCUGACUGGGCUCAAGAAGGUGGUGAUCCGUGCCUACCUGUUCCAUGGUCAUGGGUGCAGUGUAACUCAGAUCCACAACCAAGUAUAACUGUAAUCCACUUAUCUAGCAAGAAUUUGACUGGGAACAUUCCUUCGGACUUGUCCAAAUUGACCAAUUUAGUUGAGUUAUGGCUUGAUGGGAAUUCACUGAUUGGUCCAAUACCUGAUUUUAGUGGAUGCACAAAUUUGAAGAUCAUUCAUCUUGAGAACAAUCAGUUGACGGGUGAGCUGCCUUCGUCUUUGGGGAACCUACCAAAUUUGAGGGAAUUGUAUGUGCAGAAUAAUAUAUUAUCCGGAACAGUGCCUUCAGUUCUCCUGGACAAAAACUUGGUCUUCAACUAUUCUGGAAACAUUAAUCUUCAUGAAGGGGCCAGAAAAGCUAGGCACCUCUAUAUUGUCAUUGGUUCAUCAGUUGGAGCCGCUAUUCUGCUAAUAGCUACUGUUGUAUCUUGCCUAUUCAUGCACAAGGGGAAGAAAAGCCAUUACAAGCAAGACCAACUUCGGCAACCCCUGCCCAUUCAAAGGCCAGUUUCUGCCUUGAAUGACGCUCCCUCGGAAGCUGCACAUUGCUUCACAUUAGCAGAUAUUGAAGAGGCUACAAACAUGUUUGAGAAGAAAAUUGGUUCUGGGGGUUUUGGAGUAGUAUACUAUGGGAAAAUGAAAGAUGGAAAGGAAAUCGCUGUCAAAGUUCUAACCAGUAAUUCCUACCAAGGAAAACGAGAAUUUUCAAAUGAGGUGAUUCUUCUUUCAAGGAUACAUCACAGGAACCUGGUACAGUUUCUUGGAUAUUGUCAAGAGGAAGGAAGAAGUAUGCUUGUUUAUGAGUACAUGCAAAAUGGAACCUUGAAGGAACAUCUUUAUGGUGCAUUGACACGUGAGCGAAGCAUUAACUGGAUCAAACGCCUUGAAAUUGCUGAAGAUGCUGCAAAAGGAAUUGAAUACCUUCAUACAGGCUGUGUUCCAGCUGUUAUCCACAGAGAUUUAAAAAGCAGCAAUAUUCUUCUUGAUAAACACAUGAGAGCAAAGGUUUCAGAUUUUGGUCUUUCAAAGCUUGCAGUAGAUGGAACCUCUCAUGUCUCCAGUGUAGUACGAGGCACUGUAGGGUAUCUGGAUCCUGAGUAUUAUAUCUCCCAGCAGUUAACUGACAAGAGUGAUGUUUAUAGUUUUGGCGUCAUUCUUUUGGAGCUGAUAUCUGGUCAGGAAGCCAUAUCUAACGAAAGCUUCGGUGUUAAUUGCCGUAAUAUAGUUCAAUGGCCGCUUUUAAAUGCUAUGGAGAUAAACAAGUAUCUGGAGCGGAAUGAUGGUUCCGUAGAUGGGGCAGUUAUUGCAAGUGUAAUUUCACCUUUUUCAUCAGCUGACUGGGCUCAAGAAGGUGGUGAUCCGUGCCUACCUGUUCCAUGGUCAUGGGUGCAGUGUAACUCAGAUCCACAACCAAGUAUAACUGUAAUCCACUUAUCUAGCAAGAAUUUGACUGGGAACAUUCCUUCGGACUUGUCCAAAUUGACCAAUUUAGUUGAGUUAUGGCUUGAUGGGAAUUCACUGAUUGGUCCAAUACCUGAUUUUAGUGGAUGCACAAAUUUGAAGAUCAUUCAUCUUGAGAACAAUCAGUUGACGGGUGAGCUGCCUUCGUCUUUGGGGAACCUACCAAAUUUGAGGGAAUUGUAUGUGCAGAAUAAUAUAUUAUCCGGAACAGUGCCUUCAGUUCUCCUGGACAAAAACUUGGUCUUCAACUAUUCUGGAAACAUUAAUCUUCAUGAAGGGGCCAGAAAAGCUAGGCACCUCUAUAUUGUCAUUGGUUCAUCAGUUGGAGCCGCUAUUCUGCUAAUAGCUACUGUUGUAUCUUGCCUAUUCAUGCACAAGGGGAAGAAAAGCCAUUACAAGCAAGACCAACUUCGGCAACCCCUGCCCAUUCAAAGGCCAGUUUCUGCCUUGAAUGACGCUCCCUCGGAAGCUGCACAUUGCUUCACAUUAGCAGAUAUUGAAGAGGCUACAAACAUGUUUGAGAAGAAAAUUGGUUCUGGGGGUUUUGGAGUAGUAUACUAUGGGAAAAUGAAAGAUGGAAAGGAAAUCGCUGUCAAAGUUCUAACCAGUAAUUCCUACCAAGGAAAACGAGAAUUUUCAAAUGAGGUGAUUCUUCUUUCAAGGAUACAUCACAGGAACCUGGUACAGUUUCUUGGAUAUUGUCAAGAGGAAGGAAGAAGUAUGCUUGUUUAUGAGUACAUGCAAAAUGGAACCUUGAAGGAACAUCUUUAUGGUGCAUUGACACGUGAGCGAAGCAUUAACUGGAUCAAACGCCUUGAAAUUGCUGAAGAUGCUGCAAAAGGAAUUGAAUACCUUCAUACAGGCUGUGUUCCAGCUGUUAUCCACAGAGAUUUAAAAAGCAGCAAUAUUCUUCUUGAUAAACACAUGAGAGCAAAGGUUUCAGAUUUUGGUCUUUCAAAACUUGCAGUAGAUGGAACCUCUCAUGUCUCCAGUGUAGUACGAGGCACUGUAGGGUAUCUGGAUCCUGAGUAUUAUAUCUCCCAGCAGUUAACUGACAAGAGUGAUGUUUAUAGUUUUGGUGUCAUUCUUUUGGAGCUGGUAUCUGGUCAGGAAGCCAUAUCUAAUGAAAGCUUUGGUGUUAAUUGCCGUAAUAUAGUCCAAUGGGCAAAGUUACAUAUUGAGAGUGGGGACAUUCAAGGAAUCAUCGACCCCUCUCUAGGGGAUGAAUAUGACAUCCAGUCAAUGUGGAAAAUUGCAGAAAAAGCUUUAAUGUGCGUCUUGCCUCAUGGACACAUGAGGCCUUCAAUCUCAGAAGUUCUCAAGGACAUUCAAGAUGCUAUCUUAAUCGAAAGGGAAGUCACAUCUAUUAGAGAAGGUAACUCAGACGACAUGUCAAGAAUGUCUGCUCAUUCUUCCCUCAAUUUAGGAGCUGAAAAUUACUUGUCCUUGGAUGAAUCUAUCGCACGACCAACUGCUCGAUAGUCUUCGGUCAAGUGCAAGCACAUAAUUCCUAUUUUUGUUUUCCUCAUUUUGUGGUCAUAUUCUUUGUUGUAGCUAAAAUUAUGUAGCUGGAAUGGGAUUCAAGUUGCUCCAUGUAGGUUAAGCAACCUGGUUAAAAAUGAAAAAAAAAAAAAAAACAUAAAA